AUGGAGGCAGGCAGCGGGGCUGCCGCAGCUGCUGGGAGUGCAGCACUAGGACUGCUGGGAGCCACAACCACAUCCAGCCAUGACAUCUUGGACAGUGGUCUGAGGCCUGGGCGUCACCCAGAGGAGGACGAUAUCGUGCCGGAACUGGCCUACAUCCAUCCCAGAGAGAGACCUGACUGGGAGGAGACCAUCAGUGCCAUGGCAAGGAGUGCAGAGAUCCCUGAGCUGCGAGCUGAGCCCCUCAUGCGCUCGUGCAGCAGCAGCACGGCCAGCAUGAAGGUCAAGAAUGUCAAGAAACUUUGCUUUACCAAGGGCCACUUCCCGAAACUGGCAGAGUGCGCUCACUUCCACUAUGAAAACGUGGACUUUGGCACAAUUCAGUUGUCCCUCGGGGAUGAACAGUGUGAAGUCACAAGGAACGGCUAUGACUCUAAGGAGCUGGUGUAUUUAGUUAAUAUUUACUGCCAGGGUCGAAGCUGGAUUGUGAAGCGCAGCUAUGAGGAUUUCCGUGUCCUGGACAAGCAUCUACAUCUCUGCAUCUAUGACCGACGCUUUUCUCAGCUGCCUGAGUUGCCUCGAUUGGACAGUCUGACUGAUCAGUCAGAGUCAGUUUCCCAGAUGUUGUUAGCGUACCUCUCCCGGCUCUCAGCCAUUGCUGACAACAAGAUCAACUGUGGGCCUGCCCUCACAUGGAUGGAGGUUGACAAUAAGGGGAAUCAUCUGUUGGUCCAUGAAGAGUCGUCCAUCAACGUGCCAGCUAUCGCUGCCGCCCACGUCAUCAAGCGCUACAUCGCUCAGGCCUCAGACGAGCUGUCCUUCGAGGUUGGCGACAUCGUGUCAGUUAUUGACAUGCCUCCUAAAGAAGACACCACAUGGUGGAGGGGCAAGCAUGGCUUUCAGGUUGGCUUCUUUCCCAGCGAGUGUGUGGAGCUCAUAAAUGAUAAGGUGCCGCAGUCCAUGACCAACUCGGUGCCAAAACCAGACCCCUAG
This is a messenger RNA of Platichthys flesus (European flounder), 990 nucleotides long. RefSeq names its product rho GTPase-activating protein 32-like. Lineage: Eukaryota; Metazoa; Chordata; Actinopteri; Pleuronectiformes; Pleuronectidae. The transcript is spliced from 11 exons. Gene Ontology annotation, cellular component: fibrillar center; Golgi apparatus; nucleoplasm. Gene Ontology annotation, molecular function: phosphatidylinositol binding; GTPase activator activity; protein binding. Gene Ontology annotation, biological process: small GTPase-mediated signal transduction. The coding region runs from base 1 to 990 and encodes 329 amino acids. The record is from RefSeq and is a predicted model, not a curated record.